This is a messenger RNA of Trichoderma asperellum CBS 433.97, 878 nucleotides long. RefSeq lists its product as uncharacterized. Gene Ontology annotation, cellular component: phosphopantothenoylcysteine decarboxylase complex. The record is from RefSeq and is a predicted model, not a curated record. Gene Ontology annotation, biological process: coenzyme A biosynthetic process. Gene Ontology annotation, molecular function: phosphopantothenoylcysteine decarboxylase activity; FMN binding. NCBI's taxonomy places the organism in Eukaryota, Fungi, Ascomycota, Sordariomycetes, Hypocreales, Hypocreaceae.
AUGCCACAUCUCAACGAGCUCUCCUCGAGCACUCCGGCGCAGGAUGUCUCAGCCGCCCGCAGCGACGGCAAGAUGCAUCUUCUGCUGGCCGCAUCGGGAUCCGUAGCAACCAUAAAGAUUCCCAACAUCAUCAGGGGCCUGUCGCAGCAUCCCAACCUGUCGAUCCGCCUCGUGCUCACCAGCUCAGCCGCCCACUUUCUGCAGGGCCAGGCAGACGAGCAGCCCAGCCUGGCGGAGAUUCGCAAGUAUCCAAAUGUCGACGCCAUCUACACGGACGAGUCCGAGUGGGUGCAGCCGUGGACUCGCGGAGCCCCAAUCCUGCACAUCGAGCUCAGGAGAUGGGCCGAUCUAUUAGUUAUCGCACCGCUCAGUGCAAACACUCUUGCCAAGAUGGUGCACGGCAUCACCGAUUCUCUGCUCUCAUCAACCAUCCUGGCAUGGGACACCGACGGCUCUGUAGACGGCAAGAAGAAGAAGAUUCUCGUGGCCACAGCCAUGAACACCGCCAUGUACCGGAACCCCGUCACGCAGCGCAACUUGAAGACUCUCAACGAUGUCAUGGGCGGUCCAGAUGGAUGGGUUGAAGAGCUCCAGACCAUCUCAAAGGGGCUUGCCUGCGGUGACGUCGGCCAGGGCGCAAUGGCAACGUGGGAGACUAUCGUGGCGGCGAUCCAGGACAAGCUUGGAUUGACGGCCAACGCGAGCGGAGAUGGCGAUGAGAAAGAUAAAGGAGAAUGAGAGGCGUUACUGAAGCAUCUGUGAGGUUGAAGCAAAAUGAAAAUAUUCCAUCUGUAUCAGUACCUGGUACCUGGUACGUACCCCUGGGAAAUCAGAGGUCAAGUCACGCAGCUGCUACGGAAGGAGCACGCGUGCCUUCC